Oryzias melastigma (Indian medaka) is the source of this 2387-nucleotide messenger RNA. It is a transcript of the gene gmppb, whose product is annotated as GDP-mannose pyrophosphorylase B. The transcript is spliced from 11 exons. Lineage: Eukaryota; Metazoa; Chordata; Actinopteri; Beloniformes; Adrianichthyidae. Gene Ontology annotation, biological process: GDP-mannose biosynthetic process; cell wall mannoprotein biosynthetic process. The record is from RefSeq and is a predicted model, not a curated record. Gene Ontology annotation, cellular component: cytoplasm. Gene Ontology annotation, molecular function: GTP binding; mannose-1-phosphate guanylyltransferase (GTP) activity. Bases 226 to 1335 code for a protein of 369 amino acids.
UAUGACGUGUCACGCUGACGUUUUUUCACGCCAUGCGCUGCACCGGAAGCCAAGCAAGGAAUUCAAACAAUCCUACGUGUCACUUCGGGUGAGAGCAUUGUCUGCGCUGCCCGGGGAGUCCGCCGCGCAGAGAUUUGUGCCUCCACAGAAGCGGAAAGGUGAAGCUGCAGUUGGAACCUGGAAUUAUUUACGAAAGGACUAAAGAUCUAGUCUGAAUAAGGUCACAUGUUCUCUGAUCUGUCCCGCAGAAGCAUGAAGGCCCUGAUUCUGGUUGGGGGGUACGGGACCCGGCUGCGACCACUCACCCUGAGCGUCCCCAAACCUCUGGUGGAGUUCUGCAACAAACCCAUCCUGCUGCACCAGGUGGAGGCGCUGGUCAAGGCUGGAGUGAACCAUGUGAUCCUGGCUGUGAGCUACAUGUCAGAGCUGCUGGAGAGGGAGAUGAGAGUCCAGGAGCAGAGGCUGGGAAUUCAGAUCUCUUUGUCUCAUGAGAAAGAGCCUCUGGGAACCGCCGGACCGCUGGCUCUGGCUCGAGAGCUGCUGAACGUCGACAAUGAGCCGUUCUUUGUCCUCAACUCGGACGUCAUCUGCGACUUUCCCUUUCAAGAUCUGCUGCAGUUCCACCGGAACCACGGCAAGGAGGGAACCAUUGUGGUGACACGGGUGGAGGAGCCGUCAAAAUAUGGUGUGGUGGUGUUUGAGGCUGAAAGUGGGAAGAUCCACCGCUUCGUCGAGAAACCACAGGUCUUUGUCUCCAAUAAGAUCAACGCUGGCAUGUACAUCUUCAAUCCCAACAUGCUCAGCAGGAUCCAGCUGAGACCAACAUCCAUCGAGAAGGAGAUAUUUCCUGUCAUGGCGGAGGAGAGCCAACUGUACGCCAUGGAGCUGCAGGGUUUCUGGAUGGACAUUGGUCAGCCUAAGGACUUUCUGACGGGCAUGUGCAUGUACCUGCAGUCACUGAGGCAGCACACUCCUGACAGGCUGCACACAGGACCUGGUUUCCUUGGCAACGUCCUGGUGGAUCCGACGGCACAAAUAGGACAGAACUGCACCAUCGGUCCAAACGUCACCAUCGGCGCCGGCGUGGUGGUGGAGGACGGUGUUAGGAUAAAGAGGUGCACGGUACUGAAAGGAUCCAGAGUUCGAUCCCACUCCUGGUUGGAGAGCUGCAUUGUGGGAUGGAGCUCCUCUGUGGGUCAGUGGGUGCGCAUGGAGAACGUGACGGUGUUGGGGGAGGACGUUAUUGUGAACGACGAGCUUUACCUGAACGGCGCCAAUGUCCUGCCCCACAAAUCCAUCAACGAGUCAGUUCCAGAGCCGCGCAUUAUCAUGUAGCAUCAGAGCAGGUUCUGUUCCGGCUGGACCGACACCUGAACUGCCACAGCGCAGAGGGGGGGCCAUCAGGUGGGUGGAGGAGGAACAAAAAGCUCUUUUCUUUUCUGUUUUAGAUUCUUUUGGACUUUUCUGGCCCUGCUCAGCUGCACAGACAGCAGGACUGUUGGCUGAACAUCUGACCCGAGGUUCAGAUCCAGACAGACUGGGGCUGGGGCACUUGGUGGAGGGAUAAAGGGGGGGGUAUUUUGGGGUAGUGGGGUAAACGGCAGCCAUGAGUGGCGUUGGGAAGAGUGAUUUUCAGUGUCUAGUUUCUGUAGAUCCUCAGCAGGGGUCACAGUGGAGUGUUUGGACCAGGACUGUCAGAGUCUGAGGGAACCUGAGGAACCGCCAUCGCUGCAGUGGCUCCAAGAGCCCAACCCCCAGAGAGAUGGAUGCUGUGUGCACUUCUGAACACAAUGAUCAAUGGCAGGCUGGUAAAAGCUGCAGAUCCUGCUGGAGACUUGGUUUCAUCCUUUCUGCAGUGACCUGAGCACUUCUCUCCUGGAGUUAGUCAAACACAAAGCACUGCGCUGAAACUCAUCUGUUUGACUGAAACACAAACCACUGUGGGACUCUGCAGAUGCAAUCUGACCAUUACCAUCAUCUUGCUCAUGCAGCUUUACUUUUCUUCUGGAGUCUGUCUGGAUGUUUUCUAUUAAAGCUGCACUUAGAUUUGCUUUAAAGGGAACCAGAGUUUCAGCUGGAAGCCGUAAAGAGCGUGAGAUGCUGGGGGGUGGAGCUUUCCCAGCCUCUAAAACAUUUCUCUCCUCAGCCUGCAUGAAAUGAAGGGAAAUGUUGGAUCCAAUGGUCCUCAGACAUCAUGAAUUCUGUGAUCAAAUGCUUUUUCUCUGCAGCGUUCAGGUGAAGGAUGCGUGUGGCUCAUCAGACACUAAAAACUUGUUUCUACGGUUCUACAGUUGGUGAAUGACACUAUUCAGAGCCAUGUACUUCCUGUCUGAAGUCUGUUCAUGAAAUGAAAUUUUUUGUCUAAAGAAAGCGAGUUACUGACAUCU